UCAUGGUUUGUGUGAAUCAAUCAGCAGACAUACAACCUUUCAGCAAACCAUCACCAUCCACGGUGAAAGGCACAGUUAUGGAGAACAACUCAAAAAAUAAAAGUGGGACACUGAAAAUACUUUGGUACAAUCUGCCGUUUUACUUAAAACCACAUGUGAACGUCUUCAUAUCCAAACCGUGCACGUGUAAGUGCUCAGUUUCCAUUGACGUCCGAGAUCUCGCCAAAAGCGACGUCGUUAUAUUCACACAAUCUUACAUGCCGCAUAAACCUCCCAAAAAAGAGAACCACCAUAUCUGGUGUUUUAACACGAUGGAAAAUCGUGCUUUCACCGGCAACCCAGGACCUCUUUGGCUUGAUAAAUUUGAAUGGAUAAUGUCGUACCGGAGAGAUUCCGAUAUUUCCAGACCUUAUGGAAUGAUAAGAAAGCGUGAGAAACCCGUGAACAGAGACUACUCCAGUGUGUUUAGGAAGAAGACCAAACAAGGGGUAUGGAUGGCCGGUCACUGUCCCGUGCCUUCUAAAAGAAAAUCUUACAUUCAAGAACUGAAAAAGUUUAUGAAGGUCGACAUGUUUGGAACAUGUGGCACGAGACCAUGUAAAACGAGAACGCCAAACGUUGGCCAGUGCAUAAGAAACUUUUCCAGAGAUUAUAAGUUUUAUUUUUCCUUCGAGAACAAUAUAUGUAAAGAUUACACGACAGAGAAAUUGUUCAAUUUUUUCAGUCAUGACGAUUUGAAUAUCAUCCCAGUCGUUAACGGACCACCGAUGGCGAGUGAAUAUCUCCCUAAAGGCACAUUUAUAAAUGCCUUAGAUUUUCCUUCGAUAAAAGAACUGGCCAAGAGGUUAAAACAAAUUUCAUCAAGUGAAACUGCAUAUACCCAAUUUUUGAAGGAAAAGGACAAAUAUUACUCUUUAACAGAACCAGAGGUGUUCCGAGAAGUAAUGUGCAAUAUAUGCGAGAAAAUAAACAGAGGAGGCCGGAAAAUUCCCACAAAACCAAAUUACUGGGAGUUUCAUUUUAAAAAUAGUUGCUGACAAGACAUUGCAUGAAUUAUCAAACAGUAAGAUUGAAUUGAAAACAAUUUGAAUUGCAGAAUUAUUUUAAAAUGCUUAGUGCGGGAUUCCGGUUGUCUAUGAUUAUUGAUUGAUUUUUUUAUUGUUUAACAUCCCGCUCGAGUAUUUUUCACUUAUGGAGACGUCACCAUUGUCGGCGAAGGGCUACAUAAUAUAGAACUAUGUUCGGCGCUUACAGCCUUUGAGCAUAGAUGGAUCUUUAUCGUGCCACACCUGCUGUGACACGGGGUCUCAGUUUUUGUGGUAUCGGCCGAAGGAACACCCCAUUUAGUCGCCUCUUACAACAAGCAAGGAGGUACUGAAGACCCAUUCUAACCCGGAUACUUUUGAACUAGUUUUGUUUAAUUAUGUAGUCUAUCAAUUUCACUCACUUAUUGGUUAUGACAGGGUAUAGAACACUCCACGAUGCAUUUAUCUAUACAGCAUGUGUUAGAUCAAUUAUCUACCGCAAACUAACAACUCAAUUUUAUGACAAGCAGGAUGACUUCAAGUUCUUACACGGAUUUCAACUGUCUCGUUUGAAGUCAGCAUUCCUCAAAGUCUAUAGUCUUUAUGCAACCUGUCACUAGGUCGAAUGCUAUCUGAUGUGUUUCAUACCAAUUGCUAGGCCGUUCUUUACAUACUAAUUUUGACAACGGAUUACUCCGUUUACCUGAUCAAAAUAUAGGGCUCACGGUGAACGUGACCGGUCUAUAGGGGAUGCCCACUUCCUUUAGCCACCUGAUCC
Molecule: messenger RNA, 1803 nt
Organism: Ostrea edulis (European flat oyster)
Lineage: Eukaryota; Metazoa; Mollusca; Bivalvia; Ostreida; Ostreidae
Product: glycoprotein 3-alpha-L-fucosyltransferase A-like
Exons: 1
Coding region: 3-1037 (344 amino acids)
Cellular component (GO): membrane
Molecular function (GO): alpha-(1->3)-fucosyltransferase activity
Source: RefSeq, a predicted model, not a curated record